Molecule: messenger RNA, 482 nt
Organism: Striga asiatica
Lineage: Eukaryota; Viridiplantae; Streptophyta; Magnoliopsida; Lamiales; Orobanchaceae
Source: the annotation of a GenBank genome assembly
AAGUUCAGAAAUUAGUGUACACUAAAGGAGAGAAACUGUAUUAUAGGGCUUACAACAGUAGAAAGUAUGUUCACAUGCACAAUGAUGAGGGUGUCAAGGAAAUGCUUUCUAAGAUGGAAUUUGGCAAGCAUUAUGUGCAAGUAUAUGUUGAUUCUGGUUCCACAAAUGAAUGUAGAGGUGAUAAUAAGCAAAAAGGCAUAGUAGAUGUGCAACAGGAGUUGAUGAUAAUCACAGAUGAGGAGUAUAUUGUAGAAGAAGAAAGUUCUGAAUCAGAUGGUCUCAGUUUAGAUGAAAUAGAAAGUUGUGAAUUAGAUGCACUUGGUCGACUCAGUGGAGAAGAAUUGGACCAGCUUAUUGAUAAUUUUCAUGAGGACAGCACAGAUGGGGAGUAUAUUCCAGAAGAAGAAAGUUCUGAAUCAGAUGGACUGAGAGGGUUUAGUGAAGAUGAUGAUGUCAGUCAUAGAAAGAAAAAGACAUAUGAU